CAACAAUAACAACAACAACAACAACACCAACACCAUUAUCAUCAUCAUCAUCACCACCUAUAACAACUAUUUCAAUCGAUAAUAUGGAUUCACAAUUAUUAUCAUCAUCAAUUAGUCCAGAAUUUAUGGGGAAUACAUCAAAAGAUACACAUAUUGAUGAUACAUUAUUAUUAACAAAUAAAAAAUUAAAUCGUACUAUAAAAUAUUUAGAUAAUACAAAAUUAAUAAGACGUGAAUCAAAAUCUUAUUCAACUACAAUAUCCCCUAUACCAUUAAUAUCAUAUCAUCAAAAUGUUAUACCAAAUAGUAUGGAUUUAUAUCCAAUUAGUAUAGAUAGAACUAAUACAAUAAUGGAUAAAAAGUUAACAAAUGAUGAACAUAAUAAUAUGAUUAAAAAUAUAAAAAAUAAAUUAAAUAUUAAUAAAACAUUAAAUACAACAAAAGCUCGUGUUGAAUUAGUUUUAAUAUUUGUUAAAGUUGGUCAAGUAGAUACAGUAAAUGAACGAUAUCAAGCAGAUAUAUUCCUUCAAGCAAGAUGGCGUGAACCAUUACUUGAUGCUAUGUGGAAUAAAUCUAGUUUAAAAUCAAAAAGUAAUUGGCAAACAAAUCCUUCCAUUGAAAAUCCAUUUACAGAUUUAACUUCAAAACGACAAUUGAAUACGUUAAAAUUACAAGAUGAUGAAUUUUGGAAUCCUCGUUUAUUAAUUGAUAAUGCUGAAGGUGAACCAAUUGAAAUAGUUAGUCAUGAAGUAGAAUUUAUUGAACCAGAUUUUGAAGCAUAUCUUGUAGAGAAACGACGAAUUAAAGGUAUCUUUCAUGAAACAUUGGAAUUAAGACAUUUUCCAUUUGAUUGUCAGGAUCUAUCCGUUACCAUCACAUGUGAUCGUACCACAGAUGAAGUGGAAUUAGUUGCUUCACCAACAGAAGUUAGUCAAGUUGAUGUAAGAUGUGCAGCUGAUAGUCAAGAAUGGAAAAUAUUUCAUCAUGUUGAUAUUAAAUCUAUAGAGAUUCAAACAGGUUAUAGUCCUAGUACAAGUAAACGUUGUCAUCCUGGUUUAGUAUUUACAAGUCGUUCAGCACGUCGUUCUGGUUAUUUUCUUGUGAAUAUGAUAUUAAUUAGUUGUGUAUUAUGUUUAUUAUCAUUUUCUGCAUUCUCUGUACCAGCUAAUGAAAAUCGUUUACAAUUAUCCUUAUUAUUAUUAUUAACAACAGUAACAUUUAAAUUUGCUGCAUCACAAAAUCUUCCAAAAAUAUCCUAUUUAACAUAUUUGGAUAAAGUUGUCCUGGUGAAUUUUUUCAUGCUUGUUAUUCUCACUGUAUGGCAUGCUAUAGCUCGUGCUGUAUCUGCUUCAAAGCCAAAAUUUUUAGAAUAUGAACAUUAUGUUAUGUACAGUUUACUCAGUUGUUAUUGUCUUGGUUCUGUGUUAUUUGGAUUAACAGUUUAUCUCGAUGCUGGUUCAAGAAGACGUUUAAUGAAACGUAAAGAUAUAGAAUUUAAUCAAUAUAAACAACAAAUUGAAGCACAAAAACAACAUCAUUCUAUAUUAAGUGUAUCAUUAGAAGAAUGGUUAAGUUCACCCCAUAAUAGUAUAACAGAGAAUUUAUUAGAUAAAAAUGAUCUAUAAUCAAUAAUAAUUAUUAUUGAUAUUUUCUGAUCUGGAUCAUAAAAUAAAGAAUGAUCAAUAUCAUGUAUUAUACAUGAUUAUUAUUGUUAUAUCAUUCACUUUGUGAUAUACAACAAAUGGAUACAUAUACAGUUAGGUGAUAGAUCCAAAUCAACAAUGAUCUUAUAUAAUCUUUAUAUUGUUUAUGUAAUUUCAUUUAUAGUUGAUUGUAUGUGUGUGUGUGUGUGCGUGUGUGUGUGUAUGUGUACUCUUCCAUAAUGUUACAUGAUGUUUAUGUUAUUUUAAAAGGAUCACUUAUCCAUUAUGUACAUCUAUGGUAUAGUAUAUUCAAUACAAAUCAAGAUGAUAUUCAUCAGUUGAUGAUCCAUUUAUGGUAUCAUUGACUGGUAUCAUCAUUGAAGAUGAUUUCUCUUUCUCUAUUGUAAAUAUGCAAUAUAUAUCUCUAUAUAAUGAUAGACAUCUAUAUAGAGACCAUAUAUAUAUAUAUAUAUAUAUAUAUAUAUAUAUAUAUAUA
Molecule: messenger RNA, 2139 nt
Organism: Schistosoma spindalis
Lineage: Eukaryota; Metazoa; Platyhelminthes; Trematoda; Strigeidida; Schistosomatidae
Source: the annotation of a GenBank genome assembly